This is a messenger RNA of Necator americanus (New World hookworm), 546 nucleotides long. RefSeq lists its product as uncharacterized. Bases 1 to 546 code for a protein of 181 amino acids. The record is from RefSeq and is a predicted model, not a curated record. The transcript has a single exon. Lineage: Eukaryota; Metazoa; Nematoda; Chromadorea; Rhabditida; Ancylostomatidae.
AUGUCGGACGGUAUGGCGACCGGUGAGAGGCGACCAAAUCUCAGGUUGCUCAGGACGUCAUUGAUUCUGGACCAAGGCAACACACGCACGACUCGCCAUGGAGACUGUCUCAGACUGUGUACUUACAACGCGAGAACAAUUUCCACAGACGCUGACCUGCAUGCCCUUCUCGGAGCUGCAGAGCGUGUCAAAUUUCAUGUGAUUGCUCUGCAGGAGACCAAGUGCAGAAGGAGCGACGUACGACAGAUGAAUGACGGUACACUCUUCAUUUGUGGAGAGAAGGUUUCGUCGCGAAAUGUAGGCGGUGUUGGUUUUGUUGUGCACCCAUCCGUCGCCCAUCUUGUCGAUUCUCACGAGAUCCUGUCACCUCGUCUGGCCAUUCUUCGCCUCCGCCUUCUGCGCCAAAAACCCACCAGUAUCAUCAACUGCUACUCACCAACAUCAGUAGCUGAUGAAUCCGAAUUGGACGCGUUUUACGAGGAGCUGAAGGAAGUGAUCCGCAACGAGAAGUCCUACAAAUUCGUUGAGACUUCAACGCAAAACUAG